AUUGAACCCCUCCAAAGCUGUGAUAAGAAAAAAGUUGGUCGCGACAACAUUGGAGAGAAUUCAAGCUGAAAUUUCAAGAUGGCGCCAUACGAUAGCGACUCUUCCGCUGGAGAGGAGGACGAGUUUACGGAGACUAAUGUGCUCCUCGGAUAUGCAUCAAAAGACCCUGGCGAUGAGACAAUAAGUCGUCUGGGAGGCCGUCCUGAAUGGCUCGAUGAAAGCAGCCCGCCGUCAGCAGCACUCGCGCGGUGUAAUAUCUGCAAGGACUUGAUGGUCCUCCUAUUACAACUAGAUGGUGAACUACCAGAACGCUUCCCCGGCCAUGAGCGGCGGUUAUAUGUCUUCUCAUGCCGGCGCAAAAGCUGUCGCCGAAGAGAGGGAAGCAUUCGCACUCUACGUAGUGUGCGGAUAGCACCCAGUAGCACAGUGUCGAAUGUUUCCGCGAAAGCUACGAAGGACAAGAAAGAUGAGAAGCCAAAGCCCAAAGAAGAAGCACCAAAAUCGCAACCACCAUCUAAUCUAGGAGAGACCCUAUUCGGCGCCAAAACAAUGGGAUCUCCGUCUGGAUCCGCAAAUCCAUUCUCUACAACUGUCUCUUCGUCCGGCAAUAGCAAUCCCUUCGCCAGCCCCAUCAAUCCAUUCAGCAGUUCCCCAGCACCCCCCAAGGAAACAAAACCCGAACCCGAACCCGAACCCGAGUCCGAGUUCGCCUCACAAUCACUCACAACCAAAACCACAACCGCAGACGAGAUAAAAGACCUGCCCAAAACCUUCGCCGAAACCCUUUCCCUCAACAACCCACAAACCCAAGCCCCAUCAACCCCACCCGAGCCCUGGCCCGCCGCGGCACAGCAACCGUCACCAUACCCCAUAUCCUACCUCUCCGAAGCCGACUACGAGACCCUCGACCCAACCCCAGCGCCGAUCCCACAAAACACGCGCAUGGACAUAGACUCGACCGACAACAGCAAGGGCGGGAAAGAAGACCGCGAAGUCUUUGAGUCGACCAUGGACACCACGUUCCAGAAAUUCGCAGACCGGCUCUCGCAGAACCCGGAACAGGCCAUCCGGUACGAGUUCGGGGGGCAGCCACUGCUGUACUCGAAGACGGACACGGUGGGGAAGUUACUCCAUGUAGCGACACCAGGCAACGGCCCUGGGAAUGGGGUGACGACGACAGGGGGAGGCAUCCCGCGGUGUACGAAUUGCGGCGCUGGAAGGACUUUUGAGGUGCAGAUGACCCCGCAUGCGAUUACGGAGCUGGAGGCUGAGGAGUUGUCGCUAGAAGGUAUGGAUUGGGGAACUAUUAUCGUGGGUGUAUGUGAGCGGGAUUGCCAGAUGCGGGGGGUGGCGGAGGGGCAGGUUGGGUAUGUGGAGGAGUGGGCUGGGGUGCAGUGGGAGGAGUUGACGGGGCGGCGGUGAUGAUGGCUGGAAUAACUGAGAAAAGCAUCCAUGGAUGUAAAGAAGAAAAAAGUAGCUGAGAGCUUCGUAUCGAGUAAUGAACAAGAUAU
This is a messenger RNA of Annulohypoxylon maeteangense, 1511 nucleotides long. Its product is annotated as programmed cell death protein 2. Gene Ontology annotation, biological process: maturation of SSU-rRNA. Gene Ontology annotation, cellular component: cytoplasm. Bases 79 to 1422 code for a protein of 447 amino acids. NCBI's taxonomy places the organism in Eukaryota, Fungi, Ascomycota, Sordariomycetes, Xylariales, Hypoxylaceae. The transcript has 2 exons. The record is from RefSeq and is a predicted model, not a curated record.